This is a messenger RNA of Podospora pseudopauciseta, 4006 nucleotides long. RefSeq lists its product as uncharacterized. The transcript has 4 exons. Gene Ontology annotation, biological process: regulation of DNA-templated transcription. The record is from RefSeq and is a predicted model, not a curated record. Gene Ontology annotation, molecular function: zinc ion binding; DNA-binding transcription factor activity, RNA polymerase II-specific. Lineage: Eukaryota; Fungi; Ascomycota; Sordariomycetes; Sordariales; Podosporaceae. The coding region runs from base 1730 to 3292 and encodes 520 amino acids.
GUGAGGUGUCACAUUACCCCUGGACAUCUUGAUUUUACUCUCCUUUCACUCUCCACAGUCAAUCUCAGUCGAAAGCUAUAGGUUAGUAGCACAAAUGGUCCACUCGUCGGCAGGCAAGUCGACACUUGCCAAAUGCAGCAUCAAGCAACAGAGGUACUCAACGAGAUACUUUCCCGGUACUUGUGUCGGACUAGGCAGUUUUCUUGGAGGUGGCCGUCUCCAUGUUGGACCAGCCUCGACGUUGAAAAGCUGGUACAGCAUCUUACCACAGUGCCAUGUACUCAUGAUUGAUGUGGCCCCUGGCCGUUGCCCCUUUGGCCUGCCAUCUGAUGCCAAAUGGGUACAUGUAGCUGCGAAAAGAUGCCCAUCCCUACAUCAGGUGGCUUUUUCCGAUGCAUGUACCCGACAUGUCCAUCAUUAGCCUCGCGCUAAAUCAAAGGCAACUCGAAUCUUUCUGGAGGUACUUCAUGCUCCGCUGUCAAAACUAGACGUGUAGGACCAGAGAGAGAACCACAAGACAGGGCGACGGGCCAAGGUCAAGACCGUGGUAGCACAUCAUGUCAAGGGAAAUAUCCCUGGGGGAACCAGGCCUGUCCAUGUCGUGUGUGCCCACCCUUCAGCGUUUCUGGCGCCGCCGUCAUCGCAAAGGACUGCCAGCGACCCAUCAUACAGCUGACAGAAAUGGAUGCAAACAGAUGACCCAAUACACACAGGGUACGUGGGGGAACUAACCGACCUUAUACCUAUCGAACGAGAAACGGACAGCACGAGGUGAUACACAAGUCUUUAUAACAUCAUGACACUUGCAUGUCCACCCUUCCCUCCCCCCCUUUUUUUCCUCUCCUCGCCUGACUUUCUUCCUCUUCACUCGUCUAGUGUCUUAUCUUGUCUCGCUCGGUUUCUUUCUUUGCUCCUGAUAGUGAAACUGGACCUUGUGCCAAGCUCAACAUUUCACAGAUCACAUCAUACAUCCCUAUUCUGCCCCUUGUGUCUUUUGGGUCUCUUCUGUUUCAUCAUCCCCGCUCAUCGAGAGGGAGACAAAGGCCAUACAACCAAGCCAGCUUUCCGCUCACUCUGCACGUCCAAGACAGUCUGACGAAAUCAACUUGAGGACACCAAUCGAUUGUCAACUACUGGAUCGGACGUAGAUUACGCUGGGGGAAGGUUUUGUUUUUGAUUCAGACCAAUUCCAGAAGUUGGGACCGGAAAGGUCUUUGGCGUCCGCCCCCCGCUUCCCCAUCUAUCAAACCAGAACAGCAGGGGAGACCAGUCCUGGGAGACUUCAGCUUUGGGCCCGGGUUUUGCUGUCUUGGUUCCUGCCCAUAACUCAGCCCCGACUCUCGACUCCAGGGGGAUCGUUUUUUUGUUUUCCAUUCUCGGUGAGAGGUGUUCGAGGCGAGUCGCAGCCUAUCAGGGCAUCCACGGCGGCCGAUUUGUAUCCUAGGGCCAGGUUCCAGUCUGCUUCAUUCUGGAUCGAUCGGAAUUUCGAGUUGCGGUGUUAAGUGACCGGACAAUUUACACCCUCUGCACACAACGCUGCUGUACCCCCCCUCCCCCACCCACCAUCACCAGACACACGCUCAACCUGUCAGCUAUUCUACGUCUCGAUAAUAAUAACCACACUCGCAAGCCACAGCAGACGACAGAGACAGACAAGUCUAAACAACAGCCAGACUUUGAGACUCACUCUCUAAAACCAAGGACGAAGGCGAGAAACCGGAAAAUUCAAAUGGUGUCCCAGACCCAGUCCCAGUGUUAUACCCCUUCCUCCUCGUCGUCUUCAUCGUCGUCUUCGUCGUCCUCGGGUUCUACGACAUCCGACACUCACACCACACUCAUCGGCGGCGGCGGACUCGUCCCAGGACUCGGUGGACUCGGCCUACCUCCACGACUCGGCAGCCGAUCGAGUUACAACAACACUAGCCGACCGUAUCCAGCUGUAUAUUAUUCAUCUCCCACUAGUUUGCCGUCUCUGGACUCUGAUAGACACCACCACCGUCACCACGGGCACGGCUACCAGCUUCCUUCACACCCUCUUCACGACGGCCACUCGCGUGGACACCUGAGUAUGUCUGAUCAAGGAGGGCACGGAGGUAUGGAUGGGUCAGACUCCACACCACAAAGAAAAAGAAUCGCUGUUGCUUGUGGAAGGUGUAGAAAGCGAAAGAUCAGAUGCAGUGGUGACCCGGGGCAAGGGCAGCCAUGCUCGAACUGCAAGAAUGCCAAUGCCGAGCCGUGUCAGUUUCUAAGGGUUCAAUCAAGAGAAGCCCCUUUUAUCCGAAGUGAGCCGGUUGGCGAUAGCCCUUUUGGCUACAAUGUUGGUGAUGCCAGAUUAUACCACGCAUCCCGCGCGCCCACGUAUCAUGCCUCUCCCAGUCCGCACGCAACAGCCUACGCUUCCGACCUUUUAUCCACCACUGGGCAUCAUAUGGGACACGGCAGCACUACCGACAUUACAGGUAUCUCAUCGUACAGAGGCAGCACACAUGGCGGCGGCUACUCAUACGUCCCGGUCAAACCAGCGUAUUACACGGCCGCAUACAGCUCCUCGCCACACGGCCUAGCGUACGGGGUCCACUCUGAUGUGGACAACUUUGGGGGUUAUGGUUUGCCGGUCCCCACCGGAGAAGCCCAUCACGAUGCCCCCAGCGGCAUCCCGGUCAUGUCCAUGCCUGGGGCCCCAGCUUGGCCAUCUAGCAGGAGCAUGAAAUCUCCGAGCGGGUACGGCAGCAUGUAUCUGGAUCCAGAAGUAACCGCAUCCCCAACCACCUACACAACCCCCCCACCAUCGGCCUACUCAGCAGUCCGGGGCCACUCAGCCGCCGGGGACGGGCCGAAUUUCUCCUUCACAAACAUGUCAGCUUCGUUGCCAUCGUCUCAGUCGGAUCGUGUGCUUCCUGUUCCUUCUUCCACCGCCGCCACCACCACCAUUACGACCAGUCACCGCUCCUCCACCUACCCACCUCUCUCAGGGGCCAACAAACCCCCAACGGCCACAGAAUCGAGCUACGACAGCUACGGCUCCUCUCGCACCGAGUCCAGCGGCCCAGAAAGUAUCUUUAGCGACUCGGAACGCGCUGCAGCCUUCUCGAACAGCCAGGGGCCAGCAGCCUUUGACAUGAGCCCGUACGGCACCAGCUCCGGGUCGACCGACGCUUCUGGCCGAAGGGACUCUGCAUACGCCGCGGCGGGGGCUGGACACGAGACUGGCGGUGGGCAUGACGGGCCGUCGCUGCCUUCCCUGUCGUCUGCGUAUGAGAGGCAUCAUGCUGCUGUUGCCACCCGGCACUAGUCUCGGGUUUUGUGUAGAGUGAUGUUUGGUUGGUUGGAGGCACCUACCUACCUGGUAAUCAAUCCCAGGUGGCAACACACACACAAGACGUGCGUGUGGGUCAAGGCCCAAAUAUGGGGGUGGCUGGCUGGCUGAGCAUGGAAAAUAGAACAGUGCGUUGAGGUGUGGAUGGGCACUGGCCGAAGUCGACAACACCAACAAUUGUGCGAGUCGAGGUUGGGGGUUACACAGCUGAAGAGGAGGGAAGGUCUAUCUUGAGCGCCCUCCUACUCCACACCCACCACCUAUCUACAUGGAACAGAGGGAGACAGCAGCACCAACAAACCUGACAACUCGAUGCGAAGCAGCCACCCGUCGUCGUUCUUGCUUUCCUUUUUUUCUCUCUUCCCUCUCUAAUCAAAAUUGGCACGAUCUUGCUGUGAAAGCAACAGGCAAAGAUCCCAGUGAGCGAUUGAUUUUUUAGUUGUAUUUCUUUUCCCUCGUUUUGGCAUGGUUGUCUCUGUUUUCGUUUUUCACUUUUGAUUUUUUUGCUCCUUCUGGUCUAGGUAUCUCAAUGUUGACCUCUCAAAACCUUGAAAGAAAAAGCAUUGGCUCUCUUUUUUCCUUCUCUUUCUUUGGUUGUGUAUCGCUAUCAACAUCAAAAGAUUCCCCCAAAAUCGCAAUUUACUGUCACAAGAAUACAGAGAAGGAGAGAUGCAAGAGGAAAAGCCGGAG